This is a messenger RNA of Candoia aspera, 1881 nucleotides long. It is a transcript of the gene RPUSD4, whose product is annotated as RNA pseudouridine synthase D4. Gene Ontology annotation, molecular function: RNA binding; pseudouridine synthase activity. Bases 1 to 1065 code for a protein of 354 amino acids. The transcript is spliced from 7 exons. Gene Ontology annotation, biological process: enzyme-directed rRNA pseudouridine synthesis. Lineage: Eukaryota; Metazoa; Chordata; Lepidosauria; Squamata; Candoiidae. The record is from RefSeq and is a predicted model, not a curated record.
AUGGCAGCGCGUAGUGGGGUUGCUCGUUUCGUUCUGCGAACGGCUGUUCGGACUUUUUCUCACAGUCGAGCCGCAGCCGCUUCAGUGACCGCCGAGCAGUUGGCGGAGAAGCUGCGGGCGCAGAAGAAGCCAAAAGCAGCCACGGAGAUUCCAAAAGACCGAGUACUGAGGCGAGUGCAAGAAUAUGUUCAGCAGACUCGAUCCUUCCAGAAGCUCCAUCCUAAUGUCCUAGCCAAGGUACUCAAAAAGGGGAUCCUCUAUAAGAACAAAGAGAUUGUAGUAAUAAACAAGCCUUAUGGACUUCCUGUCCACGGUGGGCCUAAGGUGAAGACAUGCAUUACAGAUGUGCUGCCGAUAUUGGCAAAGAUGUUGGAUGGCAUGAAAGCUGAACCUCUGCAUUUAUGUCACCGGCUGGACAAAGAAACUACUGGAGUGAUGGUCUUAGCAAAGGAUGAGCUGAUUGCACACCAGGUCCAAGAGAUGUUCAGAACCCGUCAGGUGGAAAAGAAAUACUGGGCGAUUUGUGUUGGAAAACCAGAGCUGGAAGAGGGGCUGGUGGACAUUCCCAUUGUGGAGAAAGAAGUGGAGAGCCACCAGUCCCAUUUCAAAAUGACACUAGCGCCAAAUUAUCGUGUAUCGCUAGAAGACAGAAAGUUGCGCAAAGUGCACCGGAACAAAGAUGCUCACGUGGCAGCGACCCGGUAUCGUGUGCUGAGUAACUGGUCCGCUUGUUCGCUCCUUGAAUUGGAACCAAUCACAGGAGUGAAGCACCAACUCAGAGUCCACUUGGCUUAUGGUUUAGGUUGCCCAGUCCUUGGGGAUCACAAGUAUUCUCACUGGAACAAGCUAGCACCACAGAAGCUCUCUCUGGGUACAUUGAAGAAACUUGGCUUGGAACAAGUCAAAGCCCGUUACCUCCCUCUCCAUCUGCAUGCCUGCGAGCUUACCUUGCCUGAAAUCAACAGCAACAGGGAGCAGAAAAUCCACUUGUUCUGCAAGCCACCCAUCUUCUUCAAGCGCUCCUUACAGCGGCUAAAGCUAGAAUUUCCUGAAUCAGGAAAAUAAUAAACUAAGAGCAAUUAGCUGUGCUUCUUUGUUGAUGGAACUCCUUUUCCUGACUUUCUAAAGCCAUGGGAGGGUCCCGUGAAAGGUGGAGCACCUGGAGCCUGAUGUUCCCAGGUGUGAAAUGACAGCAUGUGCUUCUCUCAGAAGCUUGCAGCCUUUCAGAGGAAACCCUCCUGCCUGGAAGCUGAAAACAGAACUGAGGAACGUCCACAAGUCUCUCCGGGCCUGUAUGCUGGGUUUCAGAUGAAGCUGGACAUUUGGAAGGAUUCCACAGCUUAUAUGACCUGCUACAACAGUUAACUGGGCACAUAUUUUCAGUAUUUUUCAGUAACAUGUAACUGAUGCUCGAACAGAGUUAGGUAUUCUGCUUAAAUAAAGGACGUGGCCUGUGCUGAGUGAAUGUGAUCCAACUGGAGCAGAGAUAAUUGGGGAGAGGAGAGGAACCCUCAGAAGUUCCUUAUGAUCAGGGUAGAUAACAACUAAGAUACUGAGUUAUGAAUUGGGGAGUUCUUGGUUCGCAUCUUACUUCUGCCAUCAGCUUGCAGAACAGCCUUAGGAAAAUCAGUCUCAACUUUCUCUCCCACCUACAACUGCAGUAGCAUACGAAGCUCAAGUAUGACUUGAUCUGCUGUCUAACCCAGUGUUAUCAGUGCUGAAUGGCAGCUGUUCUUCAGCUCUGACUGGAGACGCCAAGGAUUGAACACACUUUUUGCAUGCAAACUCUGUUCUUCCACUGAGUUACAUCAGUUAUUUUCCUAACACUAGAAGUAUCUUGCACAGGACUUGUAAAAAUUACGGAUAAAUAGCCUACACAAU